UUUUCCGGGUCUGACUCUGCGAUGUGUCCUACUUGCCCACGCUGUAUGGGCUCUGCCCGGACUCCGACAAGCAGGGGGCAGCCUAAGCGGGCCCUGGAAGGAAGGUUGCCGACACGGGUGGGCCGAGGCGGCCACGUCCGGGCUGGGGCAGAUCCCGUGAAGACGGCAUCCGUGGGCCCAGGAGCUGCCCGGACCCAGCACAAGCGCUGGGGCCCAGGUGAAGUUGACUUUCCGGGCUGGGGCGAGGCUGCGGCAGUUUCGAGGUCUCUGCCGGGCCCUGCCCUCACCCGGAGGGCCGCACUGACCUUCACGGCCCCAACCACCCUCGUCACCACCCUGGGGCCCCCACCCACCCAUCCUGACCCCUGCCCUGGGGCCCCCACUCAUGGCCUCCGUGACCUCAGCGCUGGGCUCCCCCGUCCACCUUCCACAGGCCCUGAACGCCUGGCCCCCCCGCACCCAGGGCUGGCAGAUGAAGAGGUGGACGGCAGGGUUCUUGGGAAUACCCAGGGUGCAGGGGCUGGAGACAGUGAACCCCUCCUGGGGGCCACCGCCACAGCCUGCCCCUGGGCUGGGAGAGCAAGGGAGGGUGAGGAGGGGGAGCCAGCGGGGGAACCUGGGCAGGAGGAAUGCCCCAUCUGCACAGAGCCCUACGGGCCCAGUGAGCACCGCCUGGCGCUGCUGAACUGUGGCCACGGCCUGUGUGUGGACUGCCUGCACCAGCUGCUGGUCGCGGCCCCCAGCGCCGACCUGGGCCGGGUCUGCUGCCCGCUGUGUCGCCAGAGGACACCCAUGCUUGAGUGGGAGAUCUGCCAGCUGCAGAAGGAGCUGCUGCAGGCGGACGGGCCCCAGGGCCCACGGCCCCCCACGCCCCCUGCACCUGCCCGCCGCGGCCCUGGGCCCUGGGCGUCCCUGGAGCACCGGUACCAGCUCCGCUUCCUGGCAGGACCCGUGGGCGGCCGGGGCUGCCUGCCUUUCCUACCCUGCCCGCCCUGCCUGGGUGCCCGGCUCUGGGCCUUGCGGGAACGGGGACCCUGCUCCCGCCGCCUAGUGCUGCUGGGCCUGCUGGCCCUUGAGCUGCUGGGGCUGCUGCUCAUUUUCACGCCGCUCAUGCUGCUGGGGCUCCUCUUUAUGCUGCUGGACCGCGCUGGCCACUAAGCAGGGCCCGGCACACCUGCCGCCCGUGCCACCAGGGCCGCCGAGGGGCCAGGAGGCCCGGGCUUGCCCUUAGGCCUGAAGGCCAAGCUGAAAAACCCAAGACUGAGUGGGGCACUGGCCUUCAAUCGAGAACCAGGUCUGGGGCCAGGGCUACCCAGGAACCUGUGUUCAGCCUCCGACCGAGCCAGAGACUUCAAACUACCCUGCUGCCCAGACGCUACUGAUGCCCAAGGGCGGUGCUGGAGGAGGUCUGCAACCAGGGCCCCCCAAGCACCCCCUCGAUGGAAAGGUCCCAAACUGACACAGCCGUCUUCACCCCGUCUCCCUGCCCCACCCGGCCUGCCUGCAAGAAGGACACAGCGGACACGAAAGUGAACAGAGACGUCUGGUAGUGAGGUGACUCCUUGAAGAGAGUGGGGCCCUGGGUGCAGGUCCCCCCAACCUGGUCAUGUUCCAGAUGAGGGCCAGCGUGUAUUCCCUGAAGGACGGGGCACCAGAGGGGAGGGGCCCUUGCCACGCAAGCUCAGGCCACAAAUAGCUCCCUCCCUGGCUGGGUCAGGACCCAAGGGGGCGGCCCGAGCGGCCAGGCGCCCGAACUGCAAGGAACAAGGGCCCCGCCAGGCCUUGGAGCUGGGGAGCACUGAGCUGAGGCCCAGUGCCCUGCAACCUCAUGUCAUUGGGCCCUUUAUCUAAAGGACAAACACAGCACGACCUCGCGGGCUUGUGCCCAGCGCAAGGAAUGCCUCUCAAUAGACAGCAGCUGCUCCUGAAACCACUGUUACUGUGUUCUUGCUGUCUCUACCCCUUCUUCAGCAUCCGGGGACUCUCCCCAACCCUUCCCUCCUCCCCCCCUCCACUGCAAAGGCUCUUCCCCAAAUCCAGGUAGUGGAGUAUGAGAUAGAAGGCCCCCGAGUCCUCCUACCCCACCAGGAUCUCAGCCAGUCUUGGUCUCAGUCCUGGCUCAGAUUGGCCCAAAGGCCCUUCCCAUUCAAGUUCAGAGGGUCUGGUGGGCACCGGGAGCCCGGUGGACUGAGGUGUCCCCCGUACAGCUGCCCCCACAUCCAGGGGCCGGUGCAGAGGACGUGUCUGCCCUUUGCCCAUUCUGCACCUCUGCCCACACCAGCACACACAGAAGGCUGGCUCUGCACAGACGUGCGGGGCAUUCACGUGCACACACGCACGUGCACAUCCAGGCCCAGCCCUCCUGAGCGGCAUGCCUGGCCCAGCCUGGUCCCUCCCUGGCA
Molecule: messenger RNA, 2402 nt
Organism: Neofelis nebulosa (Clouded leopard)
Lineage: Eukaryota; Metazoa; Chordata; Mammalia; Carnivora; Felidae
Gene: RNF229
Exons: 2
Coding region: 22-1158 (378 amino acids)
Biological process (GO): protein autoubiquitination; intrinsic apoptotic signaling pathway in response to endoplasmic reticulum stress; proteasome-mediated ubiquitin-dependent protein catabolic process
Cellular component (GO): endoplasmic reticulum membrane
Molecular function (GO): ubiquitin protein ligase activity
Source: RefSeq, a predicted model, not a curated record